AUGGGCAAUGUUGGCAGUAGACCCGACGACGGGGCUACUCUGUAUCUCAGGGACCCCAACAGAUUUACCAUAUCUUCCCUUGUUAUCACGAGUCCUCGCAAGCGCUCGUCCGUACACGUCACUCCUAAUGCCUUCCCACCGACUAGCCUCUUCGCCUCCAGACCCAACAACGAUAGUGCCCAUGUUGAGUUUGUUCAAGACCCAGAGAUCCUCGCCCCAGGAUCGGCCCCCGGUUUCCUGCUCAAGCUUAACAGCGACGACGAACUCAUCUUCACAUUCACCUUUGUCAUUCGCCAGGCGCAAUCGGCAGCCCUUGCAGACCUCCAGGCGACCGAUACAAACAUCUCCGGCCUCACCUUUGCCUACGGCUCCACCACUCGUGAGGUCGACAAUCUCCUGACACGCGAGUUCCACGCCGACCCCAAUCUUCACAAGAAUGCCAACGUCGAACUCGUCGGUGACUAUGGCACUAACGGUAGCCCUGCUGUCACCUUCGAGUGGACGUGGAAGUGGAAGCCACCCAGGGCCGUUGAGGACAAGACUGGUGGAUGGAGAAAUUCCUGCUGUUUUGUCGAGUAUGAUUCGCGUGCCCACCGACUGAAUGCCCUGGCCAGUUUUUCGUACUUUGUUGCAGCGCCCCCUACCAUUUUAAGCAGUCCCAGCUCGCCGACACCCUUCUACUUGGCUGCCCCUCCCAAAAUCCGUGUCGCCUCUUCGCAGUCGGUCGACUCCCGCUUGACUGGGGAUGUCAUCGACGAGCCUGUCUCCCCACUGAUUGGGGGCAACGAACUCACCCCUUUUAACAACCUGGCCGCUCCCACCACGUCGUCUCAGGAGCCUGUCAAGGUUGAGGUGGCAGGCCCCAAGCCUGGCGAAGAUGUGACUAUCAACGACGACGGUCCCGUCUUCCGUGCCACCCUCAAAGCUCUGGAACAAAAGACAGGCAACAUGCGCUCUCGGAUGAAAAAGGUCCUCAGGAAAGCAGAGCAGGCACACAUUGCACAGACAGAAGCAAAUGACGCGUAUUCUGGAUUUAUGGACGCCCUGCGGGAGGCUUCCAUAACGAACGCCAAUGCCGUCCAGCCCGCUGUCGAGCACUACUUUGACAAGAUUGCGCGCGAGAUUGUCUUGUACGAGCGCCAAAACACAGCAAACCUGCAGCGAACCAUCAUCGAACCCAUCCACAAAUUAUACCAGAUCGACAUCAAGCAGGCCGAGGCCAAGAAGCGCGAGUUUGAUGAGGAUAGCAAAGAUUACUACUCCUACGUAUCGCGAUACCUUGGACAGCGCCAAGACUCGGUCAAGGCCAAGAAGCUUGCUGAGAGCGACUCAAAGUACGAGACCAAAAGGCGAAACUUUGAGCUGAAGCGAUUCGACUACUCGAGCUUCAUGCAGGAUCUACAUGGCGGACGCAAGGAACAGGAAGUCCUUUCUCACUUGACCAAGUUUGCCGACUCGCAGACAAAGUCAUUCCUAGGCACGGCCAAGAAGAUCGAGGUGUUACUGCCCCAGCUGGAGGCGCUCUCCAGCGAGGUCCAGGAGGCGGACAAGGAAUACCAGUACCAAAGACGCGAACGCGAGGAGAAGCGUCGUGUCCUCGAGAAGGGUGGCGUGCCCCACCUGGAACCCGAGCAAGCGAGCAACGCUAUUUUAGCCACAGCAGCUACAGGCAACGGCGUCCAACCCGUGUCCAGCUCCGACUCCGAAUUGACGCGCGAAGAUAGCACAGGCUCGCGGCUCAGAAACGUUGCACCUGGGGGAGGCGUCAUGAGCCCCGUAGAGGCUUCCUCUACAGAUGCCAUGAGGUCCCCCGGCGGCCUAAGCAACAGCCCUAGCCAGGGCACCAAGUUUCGUGGCUUCCGAGACCUCGAAGAGCGGGACAGCACUCAGACCCAUGGCUCACAGCGGAAGGAAGGUCUUCUGUGGGCCCUCGGUCGUACCAGUGGCCACGUGGAUCCACGCAAUCUGGGCAACCUGAGUGGACAAGGCUGGCACAAAUUCUGGAUUGUCCUGGACCAGGGAAAGCUGUCAGAGUACAGUAACUGGAAGCAGAAGCUUGAUCUUCAUAUGGACCCCAUCGAUCUGCGCAUGGCAUCGGUUCGCGAGGCCCGGAACCAAGAGAGGCGAUUCUGUUUCGAGGUCAUCACUCCGAGCUCCAAGCGUGUGUAUCAGGCAACAUCAGAGGAGGACAUGAACAACUGGAUCGUCUCCAUCAACAACGCGCUCCAGAGUGCCAUGGAGGGCCGUGGCAUCACAGGGACCCCCAGAAGCUCCAAGACGGGGAGCGAAUCCUCCUUUAGGAAGGACAUCGGUUCCAUACUCACGGGCAAGUCCCACUCGCUCAGCCACGGGCACCACCAACACUCGAGCUCCAGCAGCGGUGUGCCCGUUCGGCGCAUCACGGUGGGCGCGCGGCCUCCGGCGGUGCGAACCACGAGCUCGGGAUAUGACGACACACCGGAUAAGCUCCUGCAGAUGGUGCGCAACAAUGACCAGGGCAACACUUGGUGCGCCGACUGCGGCUCGGGUUCCAAGGUAGAGUGGGUGUCGAUCAACCUAGGCAUCAUCCUGUGCAUCGAGUGCAGUGGGAUUCACCGAUCGUUGGGGACGCACAUCAGCAAGGUGCGGUCGCUGACUCUAGACAUCAAGUCGUUUACGGUCGACAUUGUCGAGUUGCUGCUGCUGAUUGGCAACCGCGUGUCCAACAUGGUGUGGGAAUCCAAGCUGGACCAGGCGCAGAAGCCGACGGCGCAGGCCAGCCGGGAACAGCGGCUCAGGUUCAUCACGGCCAAGUACGUAGACCGGGCAUACGUGGAACCCAUCUCGCCGACGCUAUCGCGGUACGCCAGUGCCGACGAGACGCUGCUGGCCGCGAUCAAGAAGAACGAGAUUCAGCAGGCCCUCUACGCACUGGCGCUGGGGGCUAACCCUAACGUGGUGGACAAGAUGAGGGGCACGCACGCCGUCUGGCUGGCCCUGGCAGCUGCAGAUCCAGCAUCACCAUCUCCCACUCCUACACCUGCAACUGGGCCGGGAGGUGGCGCUGAGGGUGACAGCAAGGUCGUGCCUUUCCCCGUGGCGGAGCUUCUGACACAAAACGGAGCCGAGAUACCAGCGACGCCACCGGCAUUCCCGUUGGGACGUCACGCACAGGUCUAUGUGGACCAAAAGAGGGGGAAGCCCUUAGUUGGAGGCAGCGGCGGUAGCGGCAGUGGAGAAGGAGGACGAGGAGGAGAGGGAGCAGGGGCCAGCGAAAGUCUCGGCUCGUCGCAGCAGUCUCUGGGUAUGACUGUAGCGGAGAAGCUGCAGCGCGACAAGGAGAGCCGUCUGGCGAAACGGAUGAGCGCAGGCGGACGGUUGGCGAAGUCGCCGAUUCCCGAGCGGUAG
This is a messenger RNA of Geosmithia morbida, 3387 nucleotides long. RefSeq names its product Arf-GAP with SH3 domain, ANK repeat and PH domain-containing protein. Gene Ontology annotation, molecular function: GTPase activator activity; protein binding. The transcript has 6 exons. Gene Ontology annotation, cellular component: endosome; cytoplasm; trans-Golgi network. The record is from RefSeq and is a predicted model, not a curated record. NCBI's taxonomy places the organism in Eukaryota, Fungi, Ascomycota, Sordariomycetes, Hypocreales, Bionectriaceae. Bases 1 to 3387 code for a protein of 1128 amino acids. Gene Ontology annotation, biological process: intra-Golgi vesicle-mediated transport.